UUUCUGUCUCUUAUUUCUCAGGAGAGUUCGGCGUCUGAAGGUUGUCACAGUUUCUCGGCCAGCUGCAUGACACAGUUCUCCAUCCUGUUCAGGAGAACGUUCCUCAGCAUCCUCAGAGACUCGGUGCUGACUCACCUGAGGAUCUCCUCUCACAUCGGGAUCGGCGUCCUGAUUGGUCUGUUGUACCUGGGCAUCGGGAACGAAGCCAAGAAGGUUCUCAGUAACUCGGGCUUCCUCUUCUUUUCCAUGUUGUUCCUCAUGUUCGCCGCUCUGAUGCCCACAGUGCUAACAUUUCCUCUAGAGAUGGGAGUUUUUCUGAGGGAACACCUGAACUACUGGUACAGUCUGAAGGCGUAUUAUCUCGCCAAAACUAUGGCGGACGUCCCCUUCCAGGUAGUGUUCCCGCUCGUGUACUGCAGUAUUGUGUACUGGAUGACGGCUCAGCCUCCGGACGCCAGACGCUUCUUCCUCUUCCUGUCGCUGGGUGUUCUGACCUCUCUGGUGGCUCAGAGUCUGGGCCUGCUGAUCGGAGCCACCUCCACCUCUCUGCAGGUGGCGACGUUUGUGGGUCCGGUGACAGCGAUCCCUGUGCUGUUGUUCUCCGGGUUCUUUGUCAGCUUCGACACCAUCCCCUGGUACCUUCAGUGGAUGUCUUACAUCUCCUACGUCAGGUACGGCUUCGAGGGCGUCAUCCUUUCGAUCUACAGUUUGGACCGAGAGGAUCUUCACUGCGAUGAUCACGACACCUGCCACUUCCAGAAGUCGGAGGCCAUCCUGAAGGAGCUGGACAUGCUGGACGCCAAACUCUACCUGGACUUUAUCGUGCUAGCGAUCUUCUUCUUCUCCCUGAGGCUCAUCGCUUACUUUGUCCUCCGGUAUAAAAUCAGCGCUGAGCGGUAGACCAGGGCCAGGAGGACGAAGAGGACCACGCGGAGAUGAUCUGAGGUGCAGCGUACGGCGUUUAGGCCCAAAACCUUUAGGCCAAAGUUAGCGUGUAGCAGAGUUAUCUACAUGUGAACACUGAAUCUACUUUGGCUCGCUGUUAAAGAAAUGACAUAAAGACGAGACAUAGAUCUGAUGUAAAGGUCUCUGAGUGUCAUUAGAGGACAAAGUGAGGACAUGUCAGGUCCUGCGGGGACAGGAGCUGGUCUCCUGAGUCCUGAACUGUGCCACAACCUGCAGGACCGCAAAAAAAAGUCUCUCCGGUCAGGGUGAGGAGGUGGGACGGACUCUGGACUGAUUCAGUUUGUUUUUAAAAACAUUUAGGUUAAUUCAGGGCGUUUUCACACG
This is a messenger RNA of Sander lucioperca (pikeperch), 1290 nucleotides long. Its product is annotated as ATP-binding cassette sub-family G member 1-like. The coding region runs from base 67 to 900 and encodes 277 amino acids. Lineage: Eukaryota; Metazoa; Chordata; Actinopteri; Perciformes; Percidae. Gene Ontology annotation, biological process: cholesterol homeostasis. Gene Ontology annotation, cellular component: plasma membrane. The transcript has 6 exons. The record is from RefSeq and is a predicted model, not a curated record. Gene Ontology annotation, molecular function: ABC-type sterol transporter activity.